Ascochyta rabiei is the source of this 1140-nucleotide messenger RNA. RefSeq names its product Pectin lyase. NCBI's taxonomy places the organism in Eukaryota, Fungi, Ascomycota, Dothideomycetes, Pleosporales, Didymellaceae. The record is from RefSeq and is a predicted model, not a curated record. Bases 1 to 1140 code for a protein of 379 amino acids. The transcript has 2 exons. Gene Ontology annotation, molecular function: pectate lyase activity.
AUGCUUUCAAAACUCCUCCUUCUCUCGCUGCUCGCCUCGAGUGUAGCAGCUGCAGGCGUUACUGGUACUCCCUUUGGCUUCGCUGCAGCAACAACUGGCGGUGGAGACACUGAGCCUGUCUACCCUACCACCACUGAGGAGCUUACCAACUACCUUACUGACGACGAAGCGCGCGUGAUCGUCCUGAACAAGGAGUUCAACUUCAUCGGAACGGAAGGCGAGAAGACUGAAGAUGGAUGCCGCCCAGACUCCAACAAAUGCCCUGGCGAUGGCGGCCAAGAUGCCAUCAACGGCGCAGACUGGUGCACCAAAUCUGAUUAUCCUUCCGUCUCUGUGACGUACGACCUCGCAGCGCUGACCCCCAUCAACGUCGGCUCCAACAAGAGUAUCGUCGGCGAAGGCACCAAAGGCGUGAUCCGCGGCAAGGGCAUCCGCUUCGCCAAUGGGGCCCAAAACGUCAUCGUCCAGAACAUACUUUUCACGGAGCUGAACCCCCAAUACAUCUGGGGCGGCGACGCCAUCACGCUCGCCGGGACGGAUCUGAUCUGGAUUGACCACGUGAAGACCUCGCUCAUCGGACGCCAGCACAUAGUCGCAGGCUACGACCCCAGCAACCGCGUCACAAUCUCCAACACGGAGAUCGACGGCUCCACAAGCUGGAGCGCAAGCUGCGACAACCACCACUACUGGGCGCUCCUGCUCAUCGGCUCCGACGACAAAAUCACCUUCGCCAACAACUACAUCCACCACACCUCCGGCCGCAGCCCCAAGGUCGGCGGAACGGACAAGGGAACCCUCCUCCACGCCUACAACAACUACUGGUACGACAACACGGGCCACGCGUUCUCCGUUGCGCCCGAGGAGAACGGCCGCGUACUCGCCGAGGGCAAUGUCUUCGAGUCCGUCACCAAGCCCAUCGAGGACGGCGUCGAUUUCCUGUACGCCGCCACCGACGACGGCGCCGCGUGCAGCAGCCCACUCGGCAGGACGUGCCAGGCCAACCAGCUGACCAGCAGCGGUGACUGGAGCGGCAGUGCGACCGACUUCCUGAGCGGGUUUGCUGAUGAGGGCGUGGAGGCUAAGGCUGCGAGCGAGGUUGCGGCGAGUGUUAAGAGCAACGCUGGUGUUGGCAAGCUGUAG